This is a messenger RNA of Amborella trichopoda, 1247 nucleotides long. Its product is annotated as peroxidase 5. Lineage: Eukaryota; Viridiplantae; Streptophyta; Magnoliopsida; Amborellales; Amborellaceae. The record is from RefSeq and is a predicted model, not a curated record. Gene Ontology annotation, molecular function: peroxidase activity; heme binding. Gene Ontology annotation, biological process: response to oxidative stress; hydrogen peroxide catabolic process.
UUAGAGUUUCUCUCUCUUGGGUGCUCCUCUCUGUACUUUUCUGUAGUCUUGAGUAAAAGACAUCAUGAGGUCUGGUGCAGGUACAUUGAUGGCCUUGAUUUGCUUCUUAGUAUUUGCUCAUAUUGUAAGCAUGGGAGAUGCCCAUGGGCAUGGGUCAUCCCUUAAAGUGGGUUUCUAUAGAAGAAGUUGCCCUUCUGCCGAGGCAGUUGUGAGACGCACUGUGGCCAAGGCCAUUGCUCGUGAUCCUGGCUUAGCUGCUGGCCUCAUAAGAUUGCAUUUUCAUGACUGCUUUGUUAGGGGAUGCGAUGCAUCGGUGUUAUUGGAUUCUACCCCCGGCAAUCCAUCAGAGAAGGAGUCUCCGGCCAACGCACCGAGCCUGCGUGGGGAUGAAGUGAUCGAUGAGGCCAAGGCCAUCCUAGAAUCUCAGUGCCCACAGACUGUGUCGUGCGCCGAUAUCUUGGCCUUCGCUGCUCGCGAUAGUGCACACCAGGUCGGUAGGAUCAACUACCUGGUCCCCGCAGGCCGACGGGAUGGGAGGGUCUCCAUCGAGAGGGAAGUCCUACAGAAUUUGCCAGCCCCCUUUGAUGAUCUAAAACAACUUCAAGCCAACUUUAGCUCAAAGGGUCUCUCUCUGGAGGACAUGGUUACCCUUUCAGGGGCUCACUCGAUCGGCCGCUCCUUCUGUCCUUCUUUCACUGACCGCCUCUACAAUUUCGACUCUCCGGAUGGCCAAGACCCUACUCUCGAUCAAGCCUACGCAUCGUAUCUCAAGACCAAGUGCCCUGCUCCUGCGACACCCGACGUGACUGUGGCCAUGGACCCUUUGAGCCCCAAUGUAUUGGACAACAAAUACUACAUCAACCUAAGAAUGAACCGUGGCUUGCUCGCCUCGGACCAAGCCCUCAUGACCAGCCCGGCCACGGCCAGGAUGGUGCGUCAAAACGCCCACUACCCUGGCCUGUGGGCUCACAAGUUCGGCUCGGCCAUGGUGCGGAUGGGCUUCAUUGAUGUCCUCACUGGUUCGAAGGGAGAGAUUAGAAGGUCUUGUAGGGUUGUCAACACAAACUGAACUGAUGGCUUGAUUAUUUUUGCUAUUUGUUAGUUUAAUUCUUUAGUUACUAUGAUGGGGGGAAUUACCUUGUGGGUAAGGCCAUGGUAAGGCCACAACCAGGCUUGUAUUUUUUAUUUAUUUACGUUUCUUGAUGUUAUUGAAGUUAAUUAAUUAACAAAUUGCUAAAACUUGAUUA